AUGCGGGCGCCGCAGGCCGAGGAUGACGUGUGCGCAGUUAUGACGAAGGACGUGCAGCUGGUGACGGGCCAGAGGCUGCUCUUCAACCAGAUGCGCGCCAUUUUCUUGAAGAAGAGCGUGGUGGCGCGGCGCGGCUGGCUGCUGCUGUUGAUCCUCGUGAUCGCGCCUGCUUUCGUUCUGCUCUACACGUACUUCGUGGUGCACAUGUCCACCAGCGUCGAGAUGCUGCCCGAACUCAGCAUGCUCCCCGAGACUUGGAAAAACAAGAAGACAGUGAUAGCAGUUGGAAGUGGUGACAAAUCUAUGGCUAAAAACUAUCGGGAUUUGGCAACUGAUAGCACGUGGACUGUAAUACUUCUAGAUAAUGAAACAUCUCCCUCUGAUGCAUUUGAAAAGCGCAUGCUCGAACAGUACAGUGCCGACAAAGGAGAGGUGCGUGAGGCAUACUACGUUGGAGCUUCGUUUGAGGAGACGCAGAUUACAGGAUGGUUCAACAAUUAUCCAUACCAUAGCGUGCCUUUGGCUUUGAAUAUGUUGUACAAUGCGCAUCUGAAGUCAUCAGGCAUUUCCUUAAACAUCGUGAACCAUCCCCUGCCGUAUACUGCCAAAACACAG
Gryllus bimaculatus (two-spotted cricket) is the source of this 615-nucleotide messenger RNA. Lineage: Eukaryota; Metazoa; Arthropoda; Insecta; Orthoptera; Gryllidae. The record is from the annotation of a GenBank genome assembly.